AUGGACGCAUUAACAAAGAUGUUCUCGCUAGCUGGCAAAACGGCCGUGGUUACAGGUGGCACAAGAGGCAUUGGCGCUGCAAUGGCCCUGGCCCUGGCUGAAGCGGGAGCCGACAUCAUUUUGAUACAGAGAGAUGAAAGCAACACGAAGACCUACAACCAGAUCCAGGAACUUGGUCGAAAAGCCACAAUUGUCACAGCCGAUCUGGCAGACCAGUCGUCGGUGGAAACGCUGAUCCCAGGCCUAGUCAGGGCUGGCCACGACAUGCACAUUCUUCUCACUUGCGCCGGCAUCCAGAAACGGCAUCCAGCUCACCAAUUUCCCCUGGACGACUGGAACUCGGUCCUACAAGUCAACCUUACAACCGUCUUCACCCUGUGUCGCGACUUCGGAGCGUACUUGUUGUCUAAACCCGACCCGGCGCCGGGACAUUCCCGAGGCAGUAUCAUCAACGUCGCUUCUCUUCUUACAUUCCAGGGUGGAAUUACUGUGCCUGCGUAUGCGGCUUCCAAGGGCGGCGUGGGCCAGUUGACGAAAGCGCUGAGCAACGAAUGGGCCGGCAAGGGGAUUCAGGUCAAUGCCAUCGCGCCGGGAUAUAUCGACACGGAUAUGAAUGAGGCGUUGAUCGCGAACGAGACCAGAGCCAGGCAGAUCUUGGAGAGGAUUCCGGCUGGACGCUGGGGGAAGCCCGAGGAUUUCAAGGGCGCAGUGGUGUUCCUUGCGAGUAAUGCUAGUAUGUAUGUGAGUGGGGAGGUGUUGACGAUUGAUGGAGGAUGGAUGGGACGGUAG
Molecule: messenger RNA, 789 nt
Organism: Capronia coronata CBS 617.96
Lineage: Eukaryota; Fungi; Ascomycota; Eurotiomycetes; Chaetothyriales; Herpotrichiellaceae
Product: 2-deoxy-D-gluconate 3-dehydrogenase
Exons: 2
Coding region: 1-789 (262 amino acids)
Molecular function (GO): oxidoreductase activity, acting on the CH-OH group of donors, NAD or NADP as acceptor
Source: RefSeq, a predicted model, not a curated record